Molecule: messenger RNA, 1535 nt
Organism: Ostreococcus lucimarinus CCE9901
Lineage: Eukaryota; Viridiplantae; Chlorophyta; Mamiellophyceae; Mamiellales; Bathycoccaceae
Exons: 2
Coding region: 1-1476 (491 amino acids)
Source: RefSeq, a predicted model, not a curated record
AUGGAACCGGGAGCGAUCGCGCUCGGCAAGGUGGCGCGCGCGCCGGCGCAGCCGUGCAGGAUUCUGCGCGAUGACGAAGCCGCGGACGCGCUCAAGGCGAAGAAGGGUUCGCGCAGGGUGUAUUGGUUCGGCGCGAGGUCCCUCGGUCACGUGGCGGAGAAGGAGUUGAAGGCGUGGGACGCGGACGCGUUCGAGGCGUCGCUGGCGGAGGUGAAACGCGGGAGGGAUAAACUGGAACUCGCGCUGGAAGAGGCGAGAGCGCACGAGAACGGUGGCGGUGCGGUGAGCGUGGACGUGGGAUCGACCCCAGAGGCGGUCGUGGAGACGGCGGCGAAGGAGGGGAGCGAGGCGGAGACGCCGGCGCCGGCGCCGGCGGCGAAGAAGAAGCGCGGAGGAGGCGGGCGUAAGAAAGUCAUCGAGGAAGAGGAAGAGGCGGCCCCGGCGGAGGUGGCGGGAGAAGAAGAGACGCAAGCGGCGAAUGAUGACGUUGAAGAUUACAAACCGAACGCCGAGGAGGAGGAGGCGAAGCCGAGCGGCAAGAAGCGCAAGCUCAGUAAAAAGGCUGACGGCGAAGACAAAAAGGAUAAACAGCCCGCGGAGAAGAAGCCGGCGAAAUCGAAAAAGGUAGAAAUCGAAAAACCAGUGAUCAAAGUACCGUCGAGUACACCUAGAUUGUUAGAGUUGAAAACCGAGCUCGAGGAUGGGCUGCAGGCGUACGAGGACACGCAAGAGCAACAAGAGCGUGCUCGAUUGGAGCUUGAAAAAGCAAAGGAAGCCGUGGCUGCGGCGCAGAUGAAAGUGGAGCAGGCAAAUUCGCACGCCAACCGCGUCGUUCGAAGAUUGAAGCAAACCGCUCGGCAUAUUCAGGAGCAAAGCGUGAACCCAGUCAUGUUGCAGGAAACGUUAAUCACCAAAACCGUGAAAAAAGGUAGCAAGGUGAAGGAUCCUUCGCUCGCAGACUUUGCAAAGACGUGUGGAACGGUGAUGGUAGAGUGGAUCGAGCUUGUACGAACCUCUGCAGUGAACAUGGUCGCCGUUCAGCCCGUGGAAGAGGUGAAGAAAGUGGUCAAGGAGGAAAAUUCGGCGGAGGACGUGAAGAUGGAAGACGCUGAAGACAAGCCCGCGACGGAUUCACCUGCCAAGUUAAACUUGCCUCCGGUAUUAGCGGAAACAUUUGCUAAGAAGGGGUCGGUUGCCAAGCCCGCGGCUCCGGCUGCUGGCGGAGUACCUAAAGAGCCCGCGCACGACGCCACUCGUCUCCGCGUGGCACGCUACUUGGAGCAAGAGCACGGCUUAUCUCGAAACGCCUCGCUCACGCUCGAAGCUGCGCUUUUCGAUCAAGCGGGGGAACCAGGUAUGGCGUACAAAGCCGCGCUCAAGCGCAUCGUGAACCAGCCGUCCAUCAUGUCGUCCAACGCGCCGGCGCUCGAUUCAGGCACAGUCAAACCGGCGCUCUUGCUCGCGUUUCGAGGUUAACGCGACGGUUAGCGCUGGCAAACGAACGAACGAACGAACGAACAAACGAACAAACUUUU